GUUGCGGCGACGGCCAAUAUGCCGAUCUUUCUCUUCCUCUUCUCUCUCUCGAUAAUUAAAUUUCCCGCUAAGCGAGCGAGGAGAUAAUCUCCUUGUCUGUCAUCUCCCCGCGCCGGUUAAUCAGUCAGACCGCAGAGAACAGAAUUCUGGGGGGAUGCUCUAUCCUCCUGGGGUGGCGAGCAAAAGAGAGAAAAGAGGCUUUCAGGUGCGCAGCGCAAACACAGGUGCGAAUUUAAUGCAGACGCAGGAUCGGGUGUACGCGGUCGGUAGUUCCGGCGGGUACGGGACUUCCUCUUCCGCCGAAAUAAACAGCCGCGCAACCGAGGAUCGGAGCGAUGAUAUCGGGUUCGAUCGCGAAAAGAUCGGUUCGCUUAAUUCCGAGCGAUUGCUCAUCGUCCGCUAUUCCCGCCGGUUUGGAAAAGACUCGCGGAAUAUUAGCGCGAUCUCGGACGGCCGGGCUCACCGUUCACUGGGCAACGAUGAUCGCCGGCAGCGGCAUUGCGAGCCAGUGAUCGCCUCGUCGAGGACCACCCGGUCGCUCUCUCGAGUCUCUCACACCUACGGUAAUGCUAUCUGGGCGAAAAUAUAAUAUAUCGGCCGAUCGCGGGAUCGAUCGCUGAGUGAGCGAUUAGUAUCCCGUGUCGUCCUCUCUCUCUCUCUCUCUCUCGCUCGCUCGACAAGGGCCGCAACGCAUAUACGUGUCGCGCGCGCUGUCAGUCUGCCGCGAGAGCUGGCCCAGUACGGACACGACAAGGGAUGCAAGCGAGAGUGUGUUGCCAGUGUCGCGAUAACUGUCAAUGGAAAUACAUCUCUUCGUAAACUGCGCGCCUGUCUCUCUCUCUCUCUCUCUGUGAGUGUGUGUGGGUGCACGUGGUCGUGGCUCAUUGACGACGAGCGACCGAGGCUGCCGAUUUUUCGAGCUUUUUCGGAGAAAAGCUCCCCCCAAGAGAGCUUGCCGCGAUAUGACGGAGCCGAGGCUGCCGCUGCCUCGCGGUUGCCAGGACAACCAGAGGGGCUGGACCAGCGCAUCUCGAUAGGCCGGCCCGCGGUUCGACCCGAGAGAGAGAGACUCGUACACACGCGUAUAAACAUAGGAUAGCUGAAGCGAGAGAGAAGUCGCGCGAGUGUGUGCGUAUACCGGUGCGUAGCCGGUUGCGCUCGCGCAGUGCUCGAGCGAGGCUGAGGGGAUGUUCCUAAGGGAGGCUGACGAUCAGAAUUUCGUCGAGAUGGAGUUUCUCCAGAGCCAUCAUUCCGCCAACAACUCCGAGUCGCCCUAUACUCUCGGCGCCGGCUCAGUUGGAAGCAUCGAGGCAAGCAUACCGUCGGCUCUGUGCUCGGGCUCGUUGGCCGGCGAGGACGAGGCCGAGCAGCACCAUCGAGCUCAUGCCGAGAACAGCUUAGCCGGACUGCAGGCACUAGAGGACGAGGCCGUACAGCAGCAACAGAUUCAGUCCAACGGCACCGCCGGCGCUGCUGGUGCUCAGGGCCAGCUGAUCGGCGAAUUCGGCAGCAGCUUCUGGGUCGACGACAUGGCCGGAUUCCCGCUGCCGCCGCUUGACCUCGAUCCCCUGCCUCCUGGGCUCUUCAGUCCCUGUUCCGGGACUUACAACAGUUGGGGUUGCGCAAGGGGCGACUGCCUGCCUCGACCCGGCAACAUCAACGGCGAGGGUAUGGCCGACGUCCUGCUGUCCCUGAAGCACGCGGUGGUCCACCCGGCCAGUCCCACCGGAGGCUACUACUCCACGAGCGGGAUACCGUCGCACGCGUACUCGCCCCAGGACUACGGGCAGAAUCUCGCGGCCGCCGCUGCUGCCUCUCAUUACGCCCAGGCGCCUGCCAUGUCGGUCAAUGUUUCCAUGAACAUGACGAUGAACAUGAACAUGCAUCCUGGUUACGAGCAGAACUACACAGGCGCGUGGGGCGUGGAGCCGUUGCUGAGUCCCGCCCCCCAGUACGCCGGGAUCGAGCAGCAGCAGCAACAGCAGCAGCAGCAGCAGCAGAGGGUGAACCAGGCGGCGGCCAAUAGCCUCGCAGCGGCGGCCGCGGCCGCCACCUCCUCCGCUCACCCCCAGCCUCACCACCACCACCACCACCACCACCAGCAGCAGCAGCAGGAGCAUAACCAGCAACACCAACACCCCCAGCAGCAGCAGCAACAGCCGCAAGGGGCUGGUGCCGAGCUCGUCGCUGGGCCCGGACUGACCCCCGGGGCCCUCGGUCCUCAGGACGACCAGGCCAGGCCGAACCUCUGCAGGAUAUGCGGCAAGACCUACGCCAGGCCCAGCACGCUCAAGACGCAUCUCAGGACGCAUUCCGGGGAGAAGCCGUUCAGAUGUCACGCCUGCUCCAAAGCGUUCAGUCAGGCGGCGAAUUUGACGGCUCAUGCUAGAACGCAUUCAGGGGAAAAGCCCUUCCGAUGUCCCGUCUGCGACAGAAGAUUUUCCCAGAGCAGCUCUGUCACUACGCAUAUGAGAACACAUUCCGGGGAACGCCCGUACAGGUGUCGAUUCUGCAAGAAAGCCUUUUCGGACAGUUCCACCCUGACGAAACACUUGCGAAUACACUCGGGCGAAAAGCCGUAUCAGUGUAAAUUGUGCUUGCUAAGAUUCAGCCAAAGCGGAAACCUCAACAGGCACAUGCGAGUCCACGGCGGCUCUCUGACGUGACAAAGUACAACCCUCUGCAUGAUGGGAGCUGAAUCAUUACCACAGUGCUGUCGAAUACCUGUCAUUCGACUCGAGACGAGCUUACAACGAAAAUAGUAGAAACCUCCAACGCAACGACGUCUCACCCUAUCGGGAGGAGCCUCUUUCACUCGAGGCUGCGUGAUGACGUUUGAUUUUUUAGAAAAAUAAAUAAAAACGAAACGAAAUUUUUCUUCCAAAGAGAAAAAGAAACGAGAAACUGAUGUCGCAGAACACGGCGAUUAUUGUUUUUUACAAAGUAAAGCGCGCGCGCGCGUGCCGCGAGUUUACUUUUCAUUAGCCAAAAGUUGCUUCGACAUUUGCUCAGUGUUUAGAAUUCGUUUGGAGAGGAAUGUUUGCUUCGAUCAAAUCUACGAUAAAUUCUAAAACGAAAAGAAACAAUGUGAAACUAGUCCAAAGUAUCAAAGAAUAAACAAUUUGUGAAUAUAUUUAAAAAAAAAAAAAAACAAAAUCAAACCAAAAGAGGAGGAUGGGUGAAACGAUUUAGAUAACAGACCUGCGGCAUUCAUACACCACAGCACCGUUGAUUAUUGUACAAAUAUUGUAUUUAUUAUAAUUAUUAUUAUUAAUUAUAAUUAAUAUUAAUGUUGCUGUUUUCGCCACUUUCAAUUCUCAUCUUACGUGGCUUUUUACUCAUCGCCGACUUUAAACUUUUUUUUUCAUUAUUAUUUUUACUCUCUGAAUUUCUCUUAGUCAAAUCCGCGUUACUUCUUAUUUUGUUACCACUCUUCGUCGACUUUUUCGUUUCGCGCAUCUCAUAUAUCCCUAUAUUGCAUUAAAAACGUAAUGACAUCUCGACAUCGCUUAGAUAAAAUAAAACGCAAACGAGACAUACAUGUUUCAAUAUUCGUAGCGAAAAAGUCAAGGAACCAACUGUAUAUUUUUUGUAAAAAAGAUUACUUUUUAUUUCUUAAACGGCCAUAAUAAAUGACACGGAGUAUCUCGAAUUUCGUUCGUAUAUCUCGUGAAUCGUACAAUAAUUUUAACGUAGAAGAAAUAGCGGAAUAUGGAAAGUUGGAGAGGACAGGGAGGAGAGAUAAGAAGGAGAUCUUUUCUAUCGAGGUUGUAUUUUUCAAUCUUGAUUCUCAUCGAUGCAUCAUGAUUUCAUUGUCUACAAUUAAUUUGUCUCAUUCUCUCGAUUUUUUGUCCACUUUUUAUAAUCGAAAAUUCAAAGAAUAAACUCACGUUUUUAA
Molecule: messenger RNA, 3898 nt
Organism: Nasonia vitripennis (jewel wasp)
Lineage: Eukaryota; Metazoa; Arthropoda; Insecta; Hymenoptera; Pteromalidae
Product: protein glass
Exons: 6
Coding region: 1188-2666 (492 amino acids)
Cellular component (GO): nucleus
Source: RefSeq, a predicted model, not a curated record